This is a messenger RNA of Brienomyrus brachyistius, 4556 nucleotides long. RefSeq names its product WASH complex subunit 2C (gene washc2c). Gene Ontology annotation, molecular function: retromer complex binding; phosphatidylinositol phosphate binding. Bases 158 to 4063 code for a protein of 1301 amino acids. Gene Ontology annotation, cellular component: WASH complex; early endosome. Gene Ontology annotation, biological process: protein localization to endosome; retrograde transport, endosome to Golgi. The transcript is spliced from 31 exons. The record is from RefSeq and is a predicted model, not a curated record. NCBI's taxonomy places the organism in Eukaryota, Metazoa, Chordata, Actinopteri, Osteoglossiformes, Mormyridae.
UCUGUCAGCUGAUUGUAGCCAACGGAACAUGGCCGAGUUGUCAGGCGACCCGUAGGAAGCUGCAACUUGGACAUGUUUUUUUAAAUCAUACACACUUCUUACCGAUUCAUUUAGGAUAUAUAACAGAACAACAGUCCUACAACGAAAGACCUUUACGAUGAGCGCUCAGACUGUGACCCUUUCCAAUGGCCCCAGCGAGCAGGUGUGGGAGAGGCCUUGGUCCCUAGAUGAGAUGCGCAAAACCAGCGCCAACUGGUCUCUGGCUGCUGAUUCUGGUCUCUUCCUGUUCCUCCAGGAUUUCUCACAAAGGAUGCUCUCCAAAACGCAUCAGAUUGAGAAGCAGCUGGAUGGACUUCUGCGAGACACCAAAGCUACGGACUCCUGCUUGCACACUGUCUUCAAUGACUUCCUCAUGCUCUCCAACACACAGUUUAUUGAAAACCGGGUGUAUGAUGAGGAGGUGGAGGAACCAGUGGCAAAACCAGAAGCUCCAGAGAAGCAUCCUGAGCAGGAGAAAACCCGGGAGCAGAAAGAAGCUGAGUUGAUACCCAAAGUGCAGGAGGCAGUGAACUAUGGCCUGAAGGUGCUGGAAUCAGCCUUUGAACAGCUAGACAUCAAAGCUGGAAACUCCGAUUCAGAAGAUGAAGAGGCAAUUGGUCGAGUGGAGCCAAUCCUGGAGCCUAAGGAUCUGUACCUGGACAGACCACUGCCUUACCUGAUUGGGUCUCAGCUCUUCAUGGAGCAGGAUGACGUGGGUCUGGGGGAUCUCUCCAGUGAAGAAAUGUCCAUCGAUAGUGACCGGGAUAGUGUCAUCGACAGCGACGAAGACAAGGAUGAAGAUAAGUCGCCUGUGUUGAGUGAUGAAGAUGAAGUAAGAGAUGAAGAUGAAGCAGAUGAAGACUCGGACAUAUUUGGUGAAUCGGACAAAGACGACGAAGACAGGAAGACCUCUGUGGCCCCAUCGUCCUUCACAGAUGAGCUGACUGCACGCAUUAAAGGCGACGACGCGGGCGGUCCCAAAAGCGAUGGCAAUGGGUCCGUUGUCCCCUCAGUGAAGAGGAGGAGUAAAGGAGACACAGACACCAAGGCCGCAGAGAACACAGACGAACUGUUCCCGCCUCCUUCCCGGGAAGACAGGGACCACUCCCCCUUUGGCGGCAAAGACGGGCUCUUCAGCGGAGGGAGGGGCCUGUUUGACGUAGACGAUGAGGAUGAGGGCGACCUCUUCUCUGAAGGCCCCGGGCACCAGCACAAGCUGCCCACCAAUGAAGCCGCCGCUGGUGAAGAGUCUGUCCUGCCCAAAAGUAGUAAGAAGAUCCCCGCUGGUGCUGUUUCCAUAUUCCCAGAACACAGUUUGUUCGGGGCCACUCGGGACCCAGUCUCUUCAGAACGCCAGCAGACUGCCAGUCCUAGCCGUCCCAAAGCCCAGGCCCAGCUCAGGUCUGAAGGCGGGGUCAAAGCUGCCCCGGGGGGUGGGCUCUUUGAUGAUGAUGAGGAUGAUGACUUCUUCAGUGGCAGUGCAUUCAAAAAAUCACACUCCGCCGGAAUGGACAAACCCAGGCAGAAGAAAGUGGUGGAUCUGUUUGGGGCAGACCAAGAUGAUGAUGAGGAGGGGGAUAUCUUCAGUGAGAGCUCGAGUGCAGGUCGCCGAGAGCACAAAAGCAGCGCGGAGGAAGAUGGGGUGACCAGCAUUCCUGAAAAGAAGCUGCCUGCAGGGGCCACCUCCAUGUUUGGCCCUGAGACCAGCAACCUCUUACAGGAUGCCUUGAAGAAACGGCCACCUGUCUCUGAUAAAAGCACCAAGAAGAUGACUCCGCCCACAGAAACGGCCAAGCCCACUGUGAAGACCACAGACAGGGGCCUCUUCUCUGAUGAUGAGGACACGCAGAUCUUUUCGUCGGCUGCCAAGGAUCGGCCGAAGAGUGAUGGGCCAGCUCAGAAAACACAGAGCCGGGCUCUGUCUCUGUUUGACGACGAAGAGGAAGAGGACUUGUUUGCCACGGUGCCUCCCAAACUCAAAACAAGCCCGGGGAAAAAUGAGGCCUCGCAAAAAGCAGCCAAGCCCUUGUCUAGCGCCCUCUUCAGUGAUGAUGAGGAUCAGUGGAUGAGCAAUACAACUGACAGUGUCAAACAAGAGACAAAGACCGGAGGACUGAAAAGCAGCGUGAGCGCCCCCUCCAGGCUUCCCACCGUCAAAGCUACAGGAAAAGCCAGUUUGUUUGAUGAUGAUGAGGAUGACGACCUCUUUGCAGCCACAAAGGAGUCUGGGCAGAAGCCUCCGCGGGUUUCCCUUCUCUUUGAGGAAGAAGAUGAGGAGGACGAAGACAAGGGCUCGCUGUUCAGUGUCACGCCGGCCUCCAGCAGCACUGUGCACAGUGAGAAGAACGCCCCAGCCACUGCAGACAGCCAGGCUGAGGUCCCCCCUCCCCUGCAGGCUAAGGAGGAGCCAGACGGGGCUCAUCAGGGGGAAGACAAGGCCAAGUCUGCGGGGGCCGUCAGCUUGUUUGACAGUGUGGAGGCGCUGGGAGAGACCCAGGCUGUGCUCAAGGUCGCCGGCCAGCCAGAAAGCCCCCCGCUCAUGGGGGCCGGAUCCAAAACCAAGAAGAAAGUGCUGAGCCUCUUUGAGGAUGAGGAGGAAGAUGAGGAGGAGACUGACGGUGGUUCGGCAACCAAAGUCAGAAAGCCGGGCAUGAAGAGCCCCCUGAAGGUGCAGGAGCGGCGGCCACGAGCCACCAGCACUGGUGUCUUCCAGGACGAGGAGAUCCUCUUUAGUCUGAAGCUGCAGAAAGACAACGAGCCUGACGUGGACCUCUUUGCAGCGUCGGCAAAACACGCGAGCCCCAAGGCCAGAUCAGCCCCCAAGGCGGCACCCCCCCUCUUCGGUGAUGAGGAGGAGGACCUCUUCACUGUGCCCAGGGCUGCUGCACAAAAGCCCGUCAAGCUCAGCAGUGAGGGUGCACUGCCGCCCCCCGCAGGACUCCAGAAGCCCGCCACCCCUGUAGAAUCUAAAGAGCAGUCCUCGCGGAUUGGAAAACUCCAAGUGAAUCUAGCCAUUGACCCAAGCACCCUCCUGCCUGGGGCUGUUCCUCGGCCACAGCUCCCUUCCCAAACUCGCAGCAUCCAUUCACCAACCACACCCACUGCCCUCGGCACAGAUUCCACCCUCCAGACAGUGGGAGAAGGAGCCGUGAGUUUCGACACCCCCGUUCAGGUCACCACGUUACAGAGUGCCAACAAGGGCCGAGCCAGGGGAGCUGAGCGCCGCCGGCCGCAGACGAGAGCGGCGAGACUCCAGGCAGCCCAGAUCUCUGAUUCCUCCAGCAAUCCAACUCUGGCACCGCUUUCCCUACCCCCAGCUCUCCACACUGCCAGCAGACCCUCCAAGCCAGCAUUGCCAGGGCCUGCUCACAGGGAGCGAGUUCCAGAGCAAGCGACGACCAUCGCCGAUGAUCCCUUUGGCGACGAAGACAUCUUUGUGGCCCCCAAGCUGGCCAGCAAGGCGCCGGUACCCAAGCCGGCUCCGAAGAAGCAGCCGUCUGCGUCCAUCUUCCAGGAGCGCGGGAAUGACCAGGAGGACGACCUGUUCCGGGCGGUCAGCGCAAAACCGGCCAAGAAGAGCAGCACGGUGGCGUUCCUGGAGGACGAGGAGGAGGAAGACAUCUUUGCAGCUGGGAAGAGCACAAAGGUGGAUGUUGAAAAAGAAGCAAAGAUGCAGCCCAAUCCCCCGCAGCCGGCUGCUGUUCAGGAUCCAGGGAGAAAGAAGAGCGCUCCCCAACAGGAAAAAGAGCACGCUCUGGACGUCAGCCUGUUCGGCGAUGAGGUCGACAUCUUUGCCGACUUAACUGCUACUUCAGCUCCCAAGGAGAAAAAAUCCAAGAAGAAACUGGGAAAAAAAUCGAUUUUUGAUGAUGAUAUGGAUGACAUAUUCGCAUCGGGGCCUGUGAAGCCAGUGGCCAAAGAGACCAAAUCAAAGCGAAGCCCACAGAGCCAGGAGCCACAGCCCAGCCAGAAUCCCAGCCACAGCCUGUUUGACGACCCACUGAAUGCUCUUGGCGGUAACUGACAGCUCGCAACGGCCAGAGCUCUGCUGCAGUGUGUGGUUUGGAGUGACCAAAGGGGCUGAGGCUGCGUUAAUGCCAUUUGUAGACUGUUUGUAAAUGACAAUGAAGGCAUUCUCAGUAUGCAUGUAAUCAACACCUUUAUCUGUACUUUUCCUGUGAAUUACGGUUAACUUCUAACAAGCAUUCAGCUGUUUUCUGGCUUAGUACUUAGUACUAGUACUAGAACCACAGUACUAGUAAUGUAUUUCCAUUAAUUAAAAAAAAGCACUUUAAAGCACAUGUACUGGAAUGUUUGAAAAUAAAUAAACUGGUUUUAAGCGCUGGUGGAGCCCUUAGUAUCCCAUCACACAGCUGUAUGGUAUGUUCAUUCCUGCAUCAGGAUGCCCCACAAAAUUACAAUAUCUGUUUUAUUCUCAGUUUAAUUCAAUUAAAUUCCAUGGCUUUGCGUGUAAUAUUGUUUUGUCUAUAUUAAAGAAUAUUUUGUGAAAUAUAAAA